AAAAAAGGAAUUACUCACAUACCGUUGUUACAGGAAAGAAAGCUAAAUUGAGACUUCAUACUUAAUGAUUAUCUUUUUUUACUCAUGAUCUCGAGGCACGGGCACAUAUGGACAGAAACAAUUUAUUUGACAAUACAAACGAACUACUAUUCAUUAAAUGUCGACUAUACAAACGAACUAAAUCUAGCAGUCGAGAACAGUAGUUUAUCUACCCCGCGCAUGCGCACUUCACGUCUACAUUUGCCAGGACAGCGUGACAAGCAUUGGCCUGGUGAAGAGAGACUGCCCUUAACGUGAGUGAGUCAUGGCCCAGUUCGGGGGACAGAAGAACCCGCCGUGGGCGACUCAAUUUGCUGCCACAGCGGUGUCCCAGACGGGCCACUCAGGACCGUCCCUUGACCUCAAUAGCCUGCAUUCUCUUGGUGUGCAGCAGCCAUCUCUUCUGGGUGCAUCCCCAUCUGUUUACUCUCAACAGUCAGCCAUGGCUGCAGCCUCUCUCAGUAACCAAUCUGCUGCAAACUAUCAGCUGUCUCAGCAAACUGCUGCCUUGCAGCAGCAGGCUGCAGCAGCUGCCGCAGCCGCACUACAGCAGUCUCAGCUCAAUACAGCCCUCCAGCAGUAUCAGCAGCAGCAGCAGCAGCAACAACAACAGCAACAACAACAACAACAACAACAACAACAGCAGCAGCAGCAACAACAGCAGCAGCAGCAGCAACAACAACAGCAACAGCAGCAACCCCCUCCACAGCAACUGUACAAUGUACCUCAUCAGCUUCCCCAGCCUCAACAGGCACUUCUUUCUCAGCCCCCCGUCUCCUUGCCCACCAGCCUAAGUUUGUCCAACCCCCAGCAGACCGCCCAGAUCACCGUGUCCUACCCAACACCACGCUCAAGUCAUCAACAGCAGACGCAGCCACAGAAGCAGCGAGUCUUCACUGGCGUCGUCAACAAGCUCCAUGACACAUUUGGCUUUGUAGAUGAAGAUGUCUUCUUUCAGCUCAGUGCUGUAAAGGGGAAGACUCCUCAGGUGGGUGACAGGGUCCUAGUGGAAGCUGUGUACAACCCCAACAUGCCCUUCAAGUGGAACGCCCAGCGCAUCCAGACCUUACCUCAGCUAUCAAACCAGUCGCAUCAGCAACAGUCUUUACCUCAAGCUCCUCCACAGCUUGGCAGCCUUUACGCUGAGCCAGGGAUGCAGCUGCGCUACUCAGACAUGCACUCCGCUUUGGACAACAGACAAAAUAGCCAGCCUCAGCCUCCUAACAUGAUGAAGGUAGCACCCCCCAUGAUGCAGUCGCUACCUCCCCCAACAUUCAGUGUUCCAACCCAGCCUCCCCCUCCUUCCCUGCUGCAGGCCCAGCUGUCUGCUGCCUCCCUGGUCCCUCUCCUCCAAAACCCUCCUCAGCCUCUGCUACCACAGCCUCCACCCAAAGAUGUGUUUCCAGGGGGUCUGCUUCAGCCCCCAGUGAGGCUCAUGCCACAGCCGCAGCCUGUACGACGAAUCGAGCCUCCACCUCGCUUCCCCAGUCGCAAUGACCGAGGCCCAGAGCUCAUCCUCAGGACUAAAGAAGAACGCAGUGUGUUUACUCAUCAAUUCUUCAGUCGGGACAGAGACCGUGAGCGCAGACGAUCAAGAGAGCGCUCGCCCACACGCAAACGAUCCAGAGAACGCUCUCCCAGACGGGACCGCUCACCUCGGCGGCCUCGCAGGGUGGUUCCUCGCUACACAGUCCAGUUUUCCAAGUUCAGCUUAGAUGGCUCUAGCUGUGACAUGAUGGAGCUGAGAAGGCGCUAUCAGAGCCUCUACAUUCCCAGCGACUUCUUUAAUGCCGUCUUCACCUGGGUAGAUGCCUUCCCUCUGACGAGACCCUUCCAGUUAAGCAACGCCUGCAACUUCCACAUCUUACACAAAGAGGUGGAUCCUCUAGUCAAGAAUACAGCUGUGCUGGACCCUCCUGAUGCCAACCACACCUACAGUGCUAAGGUGAUGCUACUGGCUAACCCCAGUCUAGAGGAGCUCUAUCACAAGUCCUGUGCUCUGGCAGAGGACACCCAGGAAGUCAAAGAUUCCUUCCAACAUCCUGCUAGACUCGUAAAGUUUUUGGUGGGAAUGAGAGGUAAAGAUGAGGCCAUGGCCAUCGGCGGUCACUGGUCUCCCUCUCUGGACGGAGCAGACCCAGAGAAGGAUCCCUCGGUUCUUAUAAAGACAGCCAUACGCUGUUGCAAGGCACUCACAGGCAUAGAUCUUAGUCUAUGCACUCAGUGGUAUCGCUUUGCAGAGAUUCGCUAUCAUCGGCCGGAGGAGACACACAAGGGGCGGACAGUCCCUGCUCAUGUGGAGACAGUGGUUUUGUUUCUUCCGGAUGUUUGGCAUUGUCUUCCUACCCGCUCAGAGUGGGAGGUGCUGUCCCGGCGACUUCGGGAGCAGCUGGCUGAGAAGCUGUCGGCCGAGCGAAAGGAGGCGGAUGGAGAACAGGAGGAAGAAGAGAAGGAUGACGAAGAAUCAAAGGACGUUAGUGUUCCCACUCACUGGGCUAAACUUGACCCGAAAUCAAUGAAGGUAAAUGACCUGCGCAAAGAGCUUGAUUGUCGCUCUCUGAGCUCUAAGGGGUUAAAGUCGCAGCUGAUCGCCCGUCUCACCAAGCAGCUGAAGGUGGAGGAGCAGGUGGAGGAGUCCAAGGAGCCAGAAAAACCGGAGAUAAAGGCUGCUGAGGAAGAGCAGCCAUCUCGCCCUGAGGAAGACAGAGAGGAGGAGGAGAAGAAGAGGCUGGAGGAGCUCGAGCGCCAGCGGAGAGAAAGGCGCUACGUCCUCCCCGAUGAGCCCACCAUCAUCGUGCACCCAAACUGGGCCGCCAAGAACGGCAAGUUUGAUUGCAGUGUGAUGUCCCUGAGUGUGCUGUUAGACUACAGACUGGAAGACAACAAGGAGCACUCUUUUGAGGUGUCCUUAUUCGCGGAGCUGUUUAACGAGAUGCUACAGAGAGAUUUUGGCUUCCGCAUAUAUAAAGUCCUGGCUGCUUUUCCUACCAAAGAGGAUAAGAAGGAAAAGGAGAAGAAAGUCAAGAAGGAGAUGGAGAAGCGUGAAAUAAAGAAGGAAAAAGAGGAGGAGACUGAAGAACCAGCCGUAAAGAAGACUAAGGAGGAUGAGGAGGAGAAGAAGAAGUGCGAUGAAAAGGCUGUGAAGAAGGAGUCGUCUCGAGAUGAAGAGGAGAACGAAGAUGAUUGCAGCAUGGCCAAUGCUGAAGAGUACGACCCCAUGGAGGCUGAAGAUGCAGAGGAUGACGAUGAUGAUGACAAGGAUGACGACGACUCCAAUGACCGAGACAGGAAAGACCGUAAGGAUGACCGCAAGUCGUCAAAAGAGAGGUCCUCUAAAGACAAGGAGAAGAAGCAGAUGGUCACACACAACAGGGAGCUGCUGAUGGCGUUUGUCUACUUUGACCAGAGCCACUGUGGCUACUUGCUGGAGAGAGACCUGGAGGAGAUCCUGUACACACUGGGACUGCACCUUUCUCGUGCUCAGAUAAAGAAGCUGUUGAACAAGCCGGUGGUCAGAGAGUCGUGUUACUACCGUAAACUGACAGACCGAGGGAAGGAUGAACCGAUUCCUUUCUUUAAUGAAGCUCAGAUUGAAAACCUCACAGGUAACCGAGGACUACUUCCUGCUCCUAAAGCUUGUGCGCCGUCUGAGGCCAGCGAGUCUGGAAAUCUGAUCGUGUAUAACGGAGCCAUGGUGGACAUUGGCAGCAUGAUGCAGAAACUGGAGAAGAGCGAGAAAGCAAGAGAGGAAAUCGAACAGAAGCUCAUGGUGCAGGAUGCCAAAAUGGAUGAAGACGCGAAGGUCAAAGCUCAGGUGGAGCAAAGCAACAAGGCUUUGUCCAAGGAGCUGGAGGAGGUGAAGGGCACUCUGAGCCACACGGAGCAGACUCUAAAGGCCGCCGACAAGCAGAAGAACAUCUACCUCGACCAGAUUAGCAAGACGUCCGACACCUUGACGUCCACCGUCAAAGAGCUGCUGGCAGUGAUGAAAAAGGAUCAAGAAGCAGACGAGUCUGGGGAUGAAGUUACCGGCGAUCACAUCCGGACAUCUCAAACAAAUGGCGCCAAUGAAUGAGUGACAUUUAAGAUGGAUGAAGCUGUAAUACUGACUAUCUUAAAAACUGUAAAUAUUCACUAAACGAGCAUAAUUUGACUGUUUUCUUUUGGGGACUUACUGUUUUCCACGUACAUGUACGGAUUCAUUAAUGAACUAGUGUUGAUUUGAACUCGGUUUCUGCGUGCAAUAGAUUUGUUUCUGAGAAGUUACCUUUCUUACCUAGAAUCAUUUGAUCUCCGGCAAAGCUUCAGAUUCUAGUCGGUUAAGUUCAGUUGCUAACAUUUCUUUUUGCCGUUGCUUUAGCUUCAUUAUGGCCGAUAAAACGCUUUGUCAUAGAUUUAAAUGCCAGUUUGUGCGAGUUAUACUUUUCAUAAAUGUUUGUUUUUCUAAUGAGCAAUAAUGAGGCUAUUUAUGUGCAAGAGAAUUCAUUGAAAAUAUAUAUUUAAAAGGCACUAAUUUUGGAUGGAAAAGGGUAACAUCCGCUAUUAAACAACUGUGUUCAAUAACCACA
Messenger RNA from Anarrhichthys ocellatus (wolf-eel), 4607 nucleotides. RefSeq names its product cell division cycle and apoptosis regulator 1 (gene ccar1). Gene Ontology annotation, biological process: regulation of DNA-templated transcription. The record is from RefSeq and is a predicted model, not a curated record. Bases 305 to 4114 code for a protein of 1269 amino acids. The transcript is spliced from 26 exons. NCBI's taxonomy places the organism in Eukaryota, Metazoa, Chordata, Actinopteri, Perciformes, Anarhichadidae. Gene Ontology annotation, cellular component: nucleus.